Messenger RNA from Panonychus citri (citrus red mite), 688 nucleotides. Its product is annotated as peptidyl-prolyl cis-trans isomerase H-like. Gene Ontology annotation, cellular component: intracellular membrane-bounded organelle. Lineage: Eukaryota; Metazoa; Arthropoda; Arachnida; Trombidiformes; Tetranychidae. Bases 127 to 678 code for a protein of 183 amino acids. The record is from RefSeq and is a predicted model, not a curated record. Gene Ontology annotation, biological process: protein peptidyl-prolyl isomerization; protein folding. The transcript has 3 exons. Gene Ontology annotation, molecular function: peptidyl-prolyl cis-trans isomerase activity.
GCGGUUCAGUUGAAUUUGUUUACUUUGUUUUCGGUCAAUUUAGUUAAUUGUUUUUAAUUGUUGACAAUAGUUUCUUGUUUCUUUUGUCCACUUAAUCGUUCCCUGGUUCAGUUGAGUUGUUUAAUUAUGUCUUCUUGGAGUCAAAUUCAAUCACAAUUGAGAAAUUCUAAUAAUCCUGUUGUCUUUUUUGACAUUUCCAUUGGUAACACUGAGGUUGGAAGAAUUAAAUUUGAACUUUUUGCUGAUGUUGUUCCUAAAACUGCGGAAAAUUUCAGACAAUUUUGUACCGGCGAAUUUAAGAAAGACGGAAUUCCAAUUGGAUAUAAAGGUUGCACUUUCCAUAGAGUAAUUAAAGAUUUUAUGAUUCAAGGUGGUGAUUUUGUUAACGGAGAUGGAACUGGACUGAUGAGUACUUAUGGUGGUCGAUUUCAAGAUGAAAAUUUUGACCUUUCUCAUGAUUCCCCUGGUUUACUUUCCAUGGCAAAUUCUGGUAAAGAUACAAAUGGCUGCCAAUUUUUCAUUACCUGUGCUCCAUGUAAAUUUCUGGACGGUAAACAUGUUGUCUUUGGCCGUAUAGUUGACGGACUUUUGGUCAUGAGAAAGAUAGAAAAUGUCCCCAUAGGUCCAAACAAUAAACCUAAACUUCAAGUGACGGUAUCUCAAUGUGGAGAAAUGUAAUAAUAACAAA